This is a messenger RNA of Racocetra persica, 472 nucleotides long. The record is from the annotation of a GenBank genome assembly. Lineage: Eukaryota; Fungi; Glomeromycota; Glomeromycetes; Diversisporales; Gigasporaceae.
UUAUAACAUUGGUACUGUUAUUAGCGGUUAUGUAGGUCAAGAUACAGUCAUUCUCGGCGGUAUUUCAGUUAAGAACAUAACCUUUGGAUUAGCAUUAGUUGAUGCUUUUAAUACUAUAUAUGAAGAAGAUGGUAUUCUUGGUCUUUCUCGUCAAAUUGGAGAAGUUACAAAUCCUGGGUUGAUUCAAGCAAUGAAUGCAAAAAACUUGUUGAAAUAUACUAUAAUCGGAUUUCAUCUUGGAAGACAUAAAUUAAAGACUACUGAUAAAAGUUUCAUGAAUCUCGGAGGCAUCGACGUAAAUGCUUAUAUUGGAAAUAUUAUAUAUAACAAUAUUAUUAAUCAGACACAAUUUCCGGGGACUUGGAUGAUAUUAUUGAGUGAUGCUCAAGUUGACGGUAUUUCAAUUGGAGGAAUUAAUUUACCUGCUUUGAUCGAUACUGGCUCCCCACCUAUCAUUGGUAAGCUUGCUCAA